Messenger RNA from Drosophila ficusphila, 2619 nucleotides. It is a transcript of the gene MsR2, whose product is annotated as G-protein coupled receptor dmsr-1. The transcript is spliced from 4 exons. Gene Ontology annotation, cellular component: membrane. Lineage: Eukaryota; Metazoa; Arthropoda; Insecta; Diptera; Drosophilidae. Gene Ontology annotation, molecular function: G protein-coupled peptide receptor activity. Gene Ontology annotation, biological process: G protein-coupled receptor signaling pathway. The record is from RefSeq and is a predicted model, not a curated record.
GGCGGACCACCACCCACUGGAGGCCCCGAAAACUUCCGUAAUGGGCGGCAUACGGUAGCAUUUUCGCCACGUAGCCUGCAUAUUUAAGUGUUGGAAUUUCCGAAAAAGGGAAUUUUAAUGAAACGACAGCGGAGCAAGUGAGUUGGCAGCCGGACACCGCGGUCAAUCGAACGGAGUCCUGCCAGGAUCUCCCACCAGCCGACGACCACCGAGCAGCUCAUCAUUGGCAUCAACACCAUGGUCACGAACAUGUCGCAGCCGCAUUAUUGUGGCACGGGCAUCGACGAUUUCCACACAAACUACAAGUACUUCCACGGCUACUUCUCCCUGAUCGUGUGCAUCCUGGGCACCAUCGCCAACACCCUGAACAUCAUCGUGCUGACCCGCCGCGAGAUGCGCUCCCCCACGAACGCCAUCCUCACGGGUCUGGCGGUGGCCGACCUGGCGGUGAUGCUGGAGUACAUCCCGUAUACGGUGCACGACUACAUACUCAGCGCCCGGCUGCCGCGGGAGGAGCAGCUGAGCUACAGCUGGGCGUGCUUCAUCAAGUUCCACUCGGUGUUCCCCCAGGUGCUGCACACCAUCUCCAUCUGGCUGACGGUCACCCUGGCCGUGUGGCGCUACAUCGCGGUGAGCUAUCCGCAGCGGAACCGCAUCUGGUGCGGCAUGCGGACCACCCUGAUCACCAUCGCCACGGCGUACGUGGUGUGUGUGCUGGUGGUCUCGCCCUGGCUCUACCUGGUCACGGCCAUCGCCAAGUACCUGGAGACCCUGGACGCCAGUGGCAAGACGAUCGCCUCGGUGCCCCUCAGCCAGUACAUCGUGGACUUCAAUCGGCAGGAGGACGUGACCAUGCAGGUGAUGUCCAGCACCACUCCGGACCUUUCCUGGGCGAUGCCGAAUGGCCUGGCCAACGGGACCGCCGUUAGCCUGCUCAGCCUGACCACAGUGGUGCCCCUGACCACUCUGACCACCGGGGUGACCACAUCCUCGUCCAUGGGCGAGCGGAACGUGACCGUCUUCAAGUUGUACCACAGUGCACUCGCUCUGCAUGAUCGCCAGUUCCGGAAUGCCACCUUCCUGAUAUACAGCGUACUGAUUAAGCUGAUUCCCUGCUUCGCACUCACCAUAUUGUCGGUUAGGUUGAUUGGCGCCCUUCUGGAGGCCAAGCGGAGGAGGAAGAUCCUGGCCUGCCACGCGGCCAACGACAUGCAGCCAAUCGUGAACGGAAAAGUGGUGACGCCCAGUCAACCCAAGAGCUGCAAGCUGCUGGAGAAGGAGAAGCAGACGGACCGCACCACCAGGAUGCUCCUGGCCGUCCUGCUGCUCUUCCUGGUCACCGAGUUCCCGCAGGGCAUCAUGGGUCUGCUGAACGUCCUCCUCGGCGACGCCUUCUUCCUGCAGUGCUACCUUAAGCUGAGCGACCUCAUGGACAUCCUGGCGCUCAUCAACUCGAGCAUCAACUUCAUCCUCUACUGCUCGAUGAGCCGCCAGUUCCGGAGCACGUUCGCGCUGCUCUUCCGGCCCCGCUGGCUGGACAGGUGGCUGCCGCUGUCGCAGCACGACGGCGAGGGGAGGGUGGGCGGCAGCGGCGGCCUGGGCGGAUACGGCGGGUACGGGCGGCAGCGGCUGCUGCACACGGACGCCGCCAGCAAGAGCAUGGCCAUCGAUCUCGGGCUGACGACGCAGGUGACGAAUGUGUAGCACGAGAGCAGCGGCCGGGCGGCGAUGUCGGCCGCGAUUGGCGGCGGGGUGGCAGCCGCAUCGGUGGCAGUGGCAGCAUCCGAGCUUGAUGGAUGUCCCGACGCCACCGAGGCGGCCGUGACCACUAACGACAUCAGCCUGGUCGAGAAGCUGCACCUGCAGUCCGGGCAAAAGGGAACGACCACCUCCACCUCCAGUUCCGGCCAACAGCGGAGGCGGCGCAGUGGGAGUGGCGGCAAGUGCAUCUGGCCCACCACGGACUGGCUGAGGAAGCUGCGCAGUCCGAGGGCCAGGGAGAGUGAGGGGUCCUGCGACCAGGAUGUGGAGCUGGCCAAGGGACCCGUCAACCGACGCAGCAGUGUCCUUCUGAUGGUGCUGCUCAGCAGCUCCGACGAGGUGAAGGCCAAGGCGGUUUUGGUCAGCGAGCAGCCGCCGAGUCCUCCGGACGAGGAUGUGGAAGACGCCAUCGACGCCCUCUGGCUGUGAGAUGUCCCUACUACCCUUUUACUCCCUGUAAAUUAUCCUUCCACCCACUAAUGCUUAGCCACCUUGUACAGACCAAUUCGCGCAUCAAAUUGUCCAGCGCUGCUUCCAAAGUUUUCCCGCCAGCGUUGCCUCAAUGGUCGAGAGCCCCGCCGCCGAGGCUUCGCUCCGCCGGAAAACCAAUGGGUAUUACGGAUAGUUCUAGCCCCUGAAAGCAGCCUGGAACAUUUUGCGACCACACUUGAUAAGUGAUAUACUUGACUAAGUUUCACCCCAUGAAUAGUUGUGUAAGUGCCAAGCGCAUCUCCAGAUACAAACCAAAACGAAUUAGCUAUAGUCCAACUAUUAUCUAAGGAGUAUUUAUAGAACGAUUCGGUAAAUAAGAGAUCCAAUUUCUUUUUCUAUUGAAAUAAAUGUUUAUUCGAUGGUAAA